Phaeoacremonium minimum UCRPA7 is the source of this 432-nucleotide messenger RNA. RefSeq lists its product as hypothetical. NCBI's taxonomy places the organism in Eukaryota, Fungi, Ascomycota, Sordariomycetes, Togniniales, Togniniaceae. The transcript has 3 exons. Bases 1 to 432 code for a protein of 143 amino acids. The record is from RefSeq and is a predicted model, not a curated record.
AUGUCUUCCCGCAAGAGAAAGCAAGACGAGGAGGAAGAGCUGGUCUCUCUCCCCAGUGACGGUGAAGAGGAAGAAGAAUAUAUCAGUGAUGAGGAGGAGGAAGAUGACGUCGAAGACGAUGAUGAUGACGAGGAGUAUGACGAGGAAGAAGCCGGUGAGGAAGAAGAGGAGAGUGCCAUCCCAGACAAAGCCCCUCCCAAGAAGAAGUUAAAGACCGCCGAUGCGCCGGCCGAGGAGAACGGUGAGGAAGAAGAGGUAGAGCCUGAGGUUGAAGAAGAGGAUGAGGAUGGCGAGGAGCCAGAGGGCGAGGAGGAUGAAGAUGAGGCCGUCGACCUCCCUAGCAGCAAGGCCACUGCGAAAGCUACAGACGCACCCGAGGUCGAGGAGGCCGAGGGCAAUGGCGUCGCCGCUGGUGGCGAUGAUGAGGAGUAG